Histoplasma mississippiense is the source of this 1371-nucleotide messenger RNA. RefSeq lists its product with no specific name. NCBI's taxonomy places the organism in Eukaryota, Fungi, Ascomycota, Eurotiomycetes, Onygenales, Ajellomycetaceae. Gene Ontology annotation, cellular component: cytoplasm. Gene Ontology annotation, molecular function: exopolyphosphatase activity. The transcript has 4 exons. The record is from RefSeq and is a predicted model, not a curated record. The coding region runs from base 1 to 1371 and encodes 456 amino acids.
AUGAAGAUUAAUAUCAGAGCUGUACAGGCCGCAGAGCUAGUCAUUCAAUCCAUUUAUGAAUUUGAUGAGGCCACUAGGGCAAAAGAGCUCGAUCACCACCAGCGCCGUGGUGGUAUGGAGGCUCCAGUCAAAUCUCCGGUAUACGUCCUUGGUAACCCAUCCGCGGACCUAGACUCCAUCAUUUCUGCAAUCAUAUAUUCAUAUUUUGCUACAAGAGCGGUGCCGGCCAGCCCUUCUACCAUUGCCUCAUCACCCGGAAGGCAAGGGAGUGAUGUUCAUGCCGGGCAAGAGUUGAAAAGGCUGAGGCCAGAGUUUUUCACGGCCUUGGGGCUAGCGGUAGGAUGGGAUGGAAGCAGAGCUACAGGUGAUGGGUCUUUGGCGAAGAAAGGAACCGACGCGGUGGAGGCACUAGAAGGCAGUGUUUUGACUGUUGCGGAUUUGAAGGAGAGGUUACUACUCUCAGCUCUGGGUAGUCCAGGUGAUGCCUGUCGACGAAACGAAAACGAGGCAAGUGAUAGAAGAGGGUACAACGAAGCUGGAUCCAGGAGGAACAGCCAUGCUGCAGACGAACAAACAAACCUAGAUGUCAUGAUGGUGGAUUGGAAUGCGCUACCCAAACUCCCAUCAAAUGGAGGGAAGGGUGGCAUUGAGGGACUUUCAGACGCGCUUCCGGGGCUCGGAAUCUGUGUCGUCGGCUGCAUAGAUCAUCAUGAUAAUGAAAGUUUCGUGCCAAGAGAACCUGCUUCACAUCCCCUUGAUCCCUACUGUAUACAAACGGGUGUUGGAAGUUGUAUGUCUCUCGUGGUCCGCGAGUUGCGAGCCCAGGGUCUUUGGGCCGAUAACGUUUCCUUCUUAGAUCCCUGCGCCGCCUUGGACGAAGAGAGUCCCGCAGAUGAGACCGCAAUCUACGAAGCACAGGCGGCGAAGCUAGCCAUGGCAGCAAUUUUGAUCGACACAGUUAACAUGACGGCGAAAAGCAAAGUGUCCACCGUUGAUACUGCGGCGGUUGCGUUCCUGGAAGCCAAGAUACAGGCUGGCGUUGACGCACAUUUACGAAGUAAAUCUCAAUCCUCUGCAGCUGGCGCGAGUUGGGAUAGGCAGUCAUUUUACGAUGCAAUCGCUCUCGCGAAGGAGAAUAGCGUUGAGAACUUAACAGUUUUAGAGGCGCUGGGGAGGGAUUAUAAGGAGUGGACCGAGAUUAUUGACACAAAGACAGAACCGCCAGGCAUAAACAACACUAAGGCAGUGAAAUUGGGCAUCUGCUCUAUUGUCAAACCGCUCUCCUGGCUGAUGGAGAAAUGUGACCGGGAAUCCAAAGAUUUUGCUCCCAACGAUACAUUCUUCAAGUAUCUCUCCUCCUUUCGCAGCUGA